AUGGCUUGUUCUGGGUGUCGCAAGCAGUGCGCGCGGGCAAGGACUUCAGUUCCGGUCCCGGGCAGACAGGAAGGAAGGGACAGGGCAAGGGCAGGUACAUACUUGCAGUGUAGAGGUAGGGCAGGGCCAUUGCUUCCAAAACGCGAACCCAUGCCUUCCUUGCCUGCCUCAGUGCCUGCCGUGCCUGCCAUUGCUCGCCUGCGGCCUGCCUGCGCCGGUCUGUGCCUGCGUCUUCGCUUCUUUCUUUGCGGCAUGGGCCUGGGCUGCUUGGCCUGGGCUGAGCCGACUGGGGUCGGUCGCUGGUGCCCUCUGCCCGUGUUGAAAGCGACGUGGGGCCGUGUCAAGUGUACAGUGCCGAAGGCAAGCGAGAGCCGGGAGAGGAGGGAAGGCACGCACCUCAGACUUUGUAGAGAGAGACAAGAGGGCGCCAUAAUCUCCGUCCCCGGCACUAUGACGAUGGAAACGGCAUUCUCUCAUACCAGCCGCCCUGCCAACAGUGUCUUCAGUACGGGAUGA
Colletotrichum abscissum is the source of this 516-nucleotide messenger RNA. RefSeq lists its product as uncharacterized. The transcript has a single exon. NCBI's taxonomy places the organism in Eukaryota, Fungi, Ascomycota, Sordariomycetes, Glomerellales, Glomerellaceae. Bases 1 to 516 code for a protein of 171 amino acids. The record is from RefSeq and is a predicted model, not a curated record.